AUGGGCGGUCGCUCAAAGGUCAGGUUCGUAGACCAUACAGCCAUGGAGGUUGCACAGCUCGGCGAGGCAAACAUUCCGAGUCAACCAAAACGUGGAAGUAGCAGCGAACAAGCUCCUCAGCGGCCGGAGGUGACGAUCGACGAAUUUUUUCUGAAGACCGAGACUAAACCCGUGCUUUACUACUUGCCACUGACCGACGAGCAGAUCAAGCAAAAGAAGGAGCGCCAGAGGCAACCAGAAGGGCAACCACGCAAACGUCGACACCGCGGUGGGCGCAAGAGAAACAGACGUGCCCGUUUCCAGCGGCGCUAG
Messenger RNA from Peronospora matthiolae, 312 nucleotides. The record is from the annotation of a GenBank genome assembly. Lineage: Eukaryota; Oomycota; Peronosporomycetes; Peronosporales; Peronosporaceae.